Messenger RNA from Cebus imitator (Panamanian white-faced capuchin), 1389 nucleotides. It is a transcript of the gene TIGD4, whose product is annotated as tigger transposable element derived 4. Gene Ontology annotation, molecular function: chromatin binding; DNA binding. Lineage: Eukaryota; Metazoa; Chordata; Mammalia; Primates; Cebidae. The record is from RefSeq and is a predicted model, not a curated record. Gene Ontology annotation, cellular component: nucleus; chromosome, centromeric region. The transcript has a single exon. The coding region runs from base 23 to 1288 and encodes 421 amino acids.
CACAGAUCUGGAAGAGGCAUUAAUGAGGUGGUAUCGAAUUGCUCAGUGUCUAAAUGUACCAGUUAAUGGUCCGAUGUUGCGUCUAAAAGCUAAUGAUUUUGCCCAGAAACUGGGCCAUAAUGAUUUUAAGUGCAGUAAUGGUUGGCUGGAUCGUUUUAAAUCCAGGUAUGGUUUAGUAUUCAGAGCUCAACCUGUAGAAGCUACAGGUGUAUCAGCAGACCCUUCGACUGUCUGGUACCAAAAUGUACUUCCUUAUUAUUUAAAUGAUUAUCACCCUAAAAAUGUUUUUAAUAUAAAGGAGACUGGGCUGCUUUAUCGCAUGUUACCUACGAAUACAUUUGCAUUUAAAGGCGAAACAUGCUCAGUUGGAAAGUUAUGCAAAGACAGAAUAACUCUGGUGGUUGGCACAAAUAUGGAUGGCUCAGAGAAACUUCCUUUGCUUGUCAUUGGAAAAAACAGAAGUCCUCAUUGUUUCAAAGGUAUAAAAUCAUUGCCCGUGUGUUAUGAAGCUAACAGAAUGGCAUGGAUGACCUCAGAUGUAUUUGAACAAUGGAUGCGAAAGCUUGAUGAGAAAUUUCAAGCCCAGCAACGAAGAGUGGUGAUUUUUGUUGAGUCUUUUCCAGCACAUCCAGAGGUAAAUAACCUAAAGUCCAUUGAGUUAGCUUUCUUUCCAUCAUGUUUAUCUUCCAAAUGUGUAGCUAUGAAACAAGGCAUUAUUAAAAGCCUUAAAAUCAAAUAUCGGCAGUGUCUUAUCAAGAAAUUUUUAAGUUCUGUUGAAAGUAGCAAAGAAUUUACAUUUUCACUCCUAGAUGCAGUUGAUACGUUGCAUCUUUGCUGGAGGGCUGUAACCCCAGAGACCAUUGUUAAAAGCUAUGAAGAGGCAGGAUUCAAAUCUCAAAAGGGAGAAAGUGAUGUAACAAAUGCAGAAAACGAUACCAGUCUGGAUUUGGUUGCCCAUGCUCUGGGGGCAGGAGUAGAAUUUCCUGAAGGUUUAUCUAUAGAAGAGUAUGCUGCCCUGGAUGACAAUUUGGAGACAUGUGAAACAGCACCGGAUGGUGAUUCUGUACACACCAAAGAAAGUAAAUCAGAUGAAACUGGAUUUUACACUUCUGAUGAAGAAGAUGAUGAUGGAUCUCCAGGAACUGAACUACCUUUACCAUCAAAAUCUGAGGCAAUCACUGCUUUAGACACUCUGAAAAAAUUUCUUAGAAGUCAAGAUAUUAAUGACGGACUUCAAAAUUCUUUAGCAGACCUUGAAAAUUUCAUUAACUCUUUAUCACCUAAGUAACUAUGUAUUACAUCUGAAGAGUUAUAGCUUUUCCUGAUACAUUUUAUUAUAUAAGGUAUGUAAAGGAGUUAUACCACUUAAACAUAAAAAAGUGAAAAACU